Salvia splendens (bonfire salvia) is the source of this 1041-nucleotide messenger RNA. Its product is annotated as 29 kDa ribonucleoprotein B, chloroplastic. Gene Ontology annotation, molecular function: mRNA binding. The transcript has 4 exons. Gene Ontology annotation, cellular component: chloroplast thylakoid membrane. Lineage: Eukaryota; Viridiplantae; Streptophyta; Magnoliopsida; Lamiales; Lamiaceae. Gene Ontology annotation, biological process: chloroplast rRNA processing. The record is from RefSeq and is a predicted model, not a curated record. Bases 36 to 932 code for a protein of 298 amino acids.
GGAUUGAAUCCAUCCGAGUGUGAAAGCCAUUAGCCAUGGCUUUGGGAGCAAAGGAGGCUGCAAUGGCAUCUUCCAUCUUCUCAUCUUUCCCUCCAACUUCACUCCAUCUCCAUUCAUCCAACAAAUCUUUAUCUUCAAUCAAAUUCGCCGUCGCCAAUUCUCCGCCCUCGCUCAAAUUCAGUUAUCGCUACACAUCGAAAAGGCCUUCUUUUCAGUUGCAAUCAGCUCCAGAAAGCCUUGCAAAUGUAGCGGAAGAAACAACAGUAGAAGAAGAAGGAAAAAUUGAAAAAUCCGGAAAUGCCAACAUCAGAAGAAAGCUGUUUGUGCUGAACCUACCGUGGUCCUUCUCCGUCGUUGAUAUCAAGACACUGUUUAGUGAAUGCGGCGAUGUUUCGGACGUUGAGAUUAUAAAGCAGAAAGAUGGGAAGAACAGAGGAUUUGCGUUUGUUACGAUGGCUUCAGGUGACGGUGCUCAGGCUGCUAUCGAAAAGUUUGACUCUUAUGAAGUGGUUGGCCGAAUUAUCAGAGUACAAUUUGCUAAGAGAUUCAAGAAACCUGUUCGUCCGGCUCCUGUAAUAGUCCCUCCUCCUGGAGAGACCCGCCACAGGAUUUAUGUAUCCAAUCUUGCGUGGAAAGUUAGAUCAAAUAAUCUCCGAGAGCUAUUCUCAUCCAACUUCAAUCCUGUUUCAGCAAGGGUCAUAUUUGAUAAUCCUUCAGGAAGAUCAGCUGGAUAUGGUUUUGUAUCUUUUGCCACCAAAGAGGAAGCAGAAUCUGCAAUUAAUGAAUUAGAUGGGAAGGAAUUAUUGGGGAGACCAAUUCGUUUAAAAUUUAGUGAAAGAGGCUCUACUGCUUCCGAAAGUAAAGAAGAAUCAAACUCCGUUGCUGCUGAGAGUGAGGCGGAAUCAAGCGCAGAACAGCCUGAAGAGUCUUGAGAUAGGUUUAGCUCGUCCCGCUUCUUGAAACACUGCUCAUUUCCGGUCCUGCCUGCACAUGUACUCUUGAUGAUAAUGAGUAAUGCUGGAAAUUUAUUUAUCUUACUCA